Messenger RNA from Paramecium octaurelia, 364 nucleotides. The record is from the annotation of a GenBank genome assembly. Lineage: Eukaryota; Ciliophora; Oligohymenophorea; Peniculida; Parameciidae.
AUGAUGAAUAAUAAAAAACCAAAAACCAAAAAUCAAGAAAUCGAAGAAGCCAGAGGAUGGUAGGAAUAACAUUUGAAAAAGAUUAAGGUCAAACCAACAGAAUAAUUCAACCGAGGAUUUGAUGGCUGUUCAUAUUGAUAACAUUUCAAAUCAAUAAACUAUUGAAAAAUAUAUCUUUGAUUUACAACCAUUAGUUAAAUAACUUAGACUGCCUAGUUAAUGGAAGUAUCUUGAAAAAUUCUCGUUUAAAAAAAGUGGCUGCUCGCUAGAUGAUGGACUUGAUGUCAACUUUAACAACAGUGAGGAAGAGGAAAAAACAUAAACCAUUAGUCAGACCGAAUAGAAUAUUAGGGAUGCCAUCUGA